AUGCCCUUGUUCAAAGUUCAAAGUGAAAGAAACCCACAAAAGUUUUGCAUCUGUGCCAACUCUUUGGCAGAUUUAAAAGAUAAAGGUACUUGUUAAAAGAACUGUUAAGGUCAUGUUUAAUACACAAUGCAGUUUUUCUUGCAACUUGCAAUUAAUUUUUACCCUUUUGGUUAGGGUAAGAUUUAGAGUUAGGGUAUUUUUCAGGGUUAAAUUUAGGUUUCUUGUUAGAUUUAAAGGUUGUCUGAUCUAUAGACAAGUAUCGUAUAGCCAUAUAGAACAAGACGAUUGGUGUUGUACCUAUAACCACAGUGUAUUUAAUAUAGCAUGGCUUUUAAUAGAACCAAUGAAAGGUAUGGGAUAUUGACAUCUUUACUUGUUUUUUGUAUAGGAAGCACUAAACUUGGCAUAAAAAACUCUGAUGAUUUACAAGCCAUGCUAGUAGAUGAUCAGUCCAUUAUUGAUGAUGAAGAUGUAUUUUCUGAACUUUCUCCAAAUACAUGCUUUUAUUUAAUUGAGAAAAGGACAGAUGAUACUUUGGAGUCUGAUGGCACUUUUGCAACACCUUUGUCAUCUAUACAAUUUGCAAACAACAGGCAAAAAAGAUUGACUAUUAGUGAAGGCAAUCUUGGGUUACGGAUGCCACUUGAAUCAGUGAGUCAAUAUUUGUCAUCAUACUAUGCAUUUAAAAUUGUGUUUUAUUAUUUUACAGUAUUGGAUAUUAUUAAUUAAUGCCAAUUGAAAAUUUCACUUGGCCAGAAAUAUGUUGAUAAAACAAAAUUUAAAAACUUAAAUCUAUUAAGUGAUUAUUAGUAUAGUUACAGUAUAGCUUAUACAAUUGGUGAAGUUGCUUUGUUUUAUUUUAUUUUAUAGGAAACCAUUGCAACACCUGAAAAGAACCCAGGUUUGAUAGAGAAAGCUAAAAUUUACACAUCUCCCAGAAAUGAUUAUGAGGAGGCUGUAAACAAUGCAGCUGUAAAACUUGUCCAGGAAAAUUCUGCUCUUGUUUUUCAGAGAGGUAUGUUAUGAUACACACAGUACUUGUACCAUGUAGCAGGAGUGCACACUGCAUGCUGUAUAUCCAUGAGGAGAUUUGUGGUUUCAUCUACCAAGGAAAACAUCAUUGUCCAAUUGUCAAAGCAAAUGCCAAGGCAUGUCAGAAAUGCUCUUCAAAAUAUUACCAAUUUUGCCUGAAAACAAGCCUGCCCAGAGAUAUUUGGGGGCCCAGGCAAAAUAGUAUUUGAGCCCCCCUGGGAUAUGAGUUGACAGAACUAUUUUUACACAUAUUGUAUUGUUAUUUGGGGGCCCUUUUAGCUAAGGGUCCAGGGCGAAUUGCCCGCUUUGCCUCCCCCCCCCUCCUGGGUUGCCCUGCCUGAAAAUAUGCUAAUUUCAAAGACAACAUCAUAAAGUAUAUAUAAUAUUGAAAGUCCCCAAUACAGGGUCUAAUCAAAUCCUUUCUAUCUUCACAUAAUCUCAGCUUAAGUUGUGUAAUGAUACUAAUCAAGCAUGUCUACUAGAUAAGAUUUUUCUUUCUAUUUAUAUGUAGCAGAAUAUUGAAUAUGUCUGAUUGUUAAAAUAACAGGACGCUGGGUUUACUUGGGCGACUAUUGAUGCCUCAAAGCAUUAUGAGAGCAUUUGUGACAAAACACAAAACAAAAGCGAAUUUAUGACUUUGCAGGCUUUAGAUCACACCCAAGUAACAAGCUCAAUGUUGAAAAGAUUAAUCAUAUUUUGUUUUGAACUGGUUGCUGAGAAUUUUGCAGGAGUUUAAAAUCUGACAAUGCAUGGUGCAGAUUGGGUUUCACAGCCAGGCAUGUUAACUAAUUUUGAGGUUCCAAUAAAUUUCCAACCAAAAUAGAGGCAACCAGCAUGAACCUGUAUAUAAAUGAACAAAUUGUGAGCAAUUUUGGUUAUUAUUAUAUACAUGACAAAAUUACUGCAAUCUGAUUGGUCAAGAGGAGUGCAAUUAUUAUCAUUUAUAGACCUGGAGCAAGGGGGAUUCGGCGAAAUAUUACCCGAAGUGAUGAUAUUUCCCGAGGGGCUUUGCCCCAAGGGAAAUAUCAUCACUGAGGGUAAUAUUUCGCCGAAUCCCCCGAGCGGAGGGUCUAUAAAUGAUAUAUUAUACCGAAAAUUAAAAGCCUCCAAGUUGAGAAUUAAAAACUUGACACAUACCUUCGUGAAUACGAUGUUUUAUUUUCGGAUUAACGCAAGUAUCGUCGCUUUUCUUUCGAAUCACAUAUCGUUUGGAAUAUUAAUGACAAAGCCCCGGGUUUUAGGUUUGAAAAAGCCCCAGGUUUUAGGUUUAAAAUUGAAUUAUUCAUCACUCAUACUAUUUAUGUUUUGUCGGCCAUCUUGUUGUCAUGCGUGUUGUCCCGCGUGGUCUACGCGAAUAAUGUUCCACCCCAUGUUCCCCGGGGAACAUGGGGUGGAACAUUGUCAAAAGGAACGCAGGCUCGCUAAUUGAUGACGUAAGGCGUGAUAUCACGAUUAAUUUCAUGCUCAUGUGGCACAAACUAAGCUUCCUGAUUGGACAAUUUGAAUUUGAGGUAUAAUAUUUUCAUUAAUUGCACUCUCCAGGAGUGCAAUUAAUGAUUUUCGUGAUGGCUGGGGGGAGCGGGAAAUCAAAACAACAAAAUCCAAUAUGGCGGCGAAAUUUAGAUAAGUAUUUCUAACAAAUGUGGACGAAUUUAACUGAAUUUUGGCACAAGAGUGAGUUUAAGAAACAUUGUAUGGCAAAAAGAGCCUGUGGGAAAUACCUGGAAACAGUCUUAAGAAAGAAUCUUGGCGGGAUGCAGCGAAACGUGACUAUGUAAGUUUGAAAUACAAUUUAUAAAGAUUUUCUUAGUCUAAAAUAUGUUGUUUGAGUUUGAAUCUUGUGUUCUAGUUUAAAUUAUGUGCCUUUAUGAGUUUAUAAUCAUUUCCCAAGUUUGUUUAUACCAAAUUGCUUACAAAAGAAUUAAAAACUCUUGACAAAAUGCAGUUGAAAUAUAAAGAAAGCGAUUUUGUCAUGCAUAUAAUAAAUAAUCACACGGGCAAGUCGUGCAAUUAAUGAUUAACACUACUCGUGAUAUUUGAAAAAUGUGCCAAAUUGCACUCGCCUCAGCGGCUCGUGCGAUUUUGGCACAUUUUUCAAAUAUCACUUGUAGUGUUAAUCAUUAAUUGCACUCCUUCCCGUGUGAUUACCUAUACUAAACUGCAUCAAAAUCUUUCUUAUUAAAUAUUAACUUUUCAUUUUGCAUUUUUUCAUAACAUAUAAUCCACUUUAACCGGGUGUGCGGAAAUUAUCCACAUGUGGAUCCAUUGGCAAUACUGUGAAAUAUAUGUGUGUUCAUGCAGUAUAUGUGCCAAAGUUCAUGCUUUUACUGCAAAACCCACAUUUGGUGCACAAAUACCCAGAUAAAAUCAUCUGGGUUUCGCGACAUAGAAUCCAAUGUUCCCCAUAUCUAAUUAUUUAUAUCACAUGAACUCAUCAUACAUAAAACUUUGUUUGUAGGUGAGUUGUUUCUAAAAGCAAAAGAAAUGGUUCGAGAAGGCGGCUAUAAAUUCAAGAAAGGCUAUUCCAGAUCAAAAGGGUCUAGCAAUGAAGGUAGUAGUAGUGAUGAAGGAGUGAAAAAAAGAGCAAAAAUAAAUAAAGAAGAAAGAGAGAAAGCUAUAGAAGACCUGAAACUACUGCUUAAAAGUCUUGAAGAUCAGUUGCGUGUUAAACAAAUGCGCAUAACCAAGGCAAAAGCUAUCAAUGAUUUUAAAGUAGCUGACCAACUAAUGGAUGAAGUUAGGAAUCUACUUAGAGAGAAAACGGAUUGCGACAAACAAUUGUUAGCUUUUGACAAGAAGUCGUCCAAGUCUGAAUGGUACCGUAAAAGAGCUCACUCGAAAAGUACAGCACAUGAAUUUAAAGAUGGAAGUUCUCUAUCGGAGCCAGAAGGAAGCCAAAAUAAGAUCGCAAAAUUUUUUAAAGGCAACGGAAAUGUUGCAAGCACUUCCACAUCGACUGCUACAACAGAUGAUGCUGCAAGGCAAGAAAAAGCAGAUAAACCAGUAGACAGAGUUAUCAGCAUUGAUCAUUCUCCUCAAAGUGAUGAUACGUUGAUUGUGUCUGACAGUUCUGAACCAGAAUUGUCUUUUUAGAUGCGUCCUCUCCUAGUGGGAGAGGAGAAAAACAACUUAUGUCUAUUUACAUUAAACAGAACAAAAACAACUUAUCACAUUAUAUUUCGUUGAAAGACAAUGUUUAUGUUUCAAAGUUUGAGGGUCUCACAUUACAUGAGUAUGUAAAAGCAAUGACUCUCGUUUGUUCAAACUUGUACAAGCGUCGUGGUUGUAAAUGUUUACACAACUGCGAAGGACUUUUAAAUGUAGCAAAUAUAGUGAAUGAGGAAGGAUUUAUAAAGCUUAAAGAUGCUGCAGAACUGUGCAGUCCGAAUGUUAAAUACACACCAGCCCAUGCUCGUAGAAAAAUGUUAAGAAUGCCUUGUGCUGUGAUUGGGACAGGUAGUUUGCUCGAAGGAACUUCUUGUUUAUAUCUAGUGGAAAAACAGAGCCCGGCCACUUUGUAUCUUUUGCAAUCUCUACUAAAAGAAGCAUGUAUUAAAAAGCAAACUAACAAAGGACUUACGAAAGAAGACAUGAAAAAGCUAUUGAAUUUGGCGGAAUCUGAAAGUGAAAGAAAGAGACUAAAGUACGCUGUUGUAAAGUCGAGUGGAAUAUCAAGCACGAAAGCAAAAGCUGUUUAUGGAUUUGACGACAUGACUUCUAAAAUAAACGAUGUAGAGAAAGCAAUGGAAGAGGCAUGUGCAAUCAGACAAGCAAUCGAAGACAUUGCUAACACUAAGGAAAAAUCAAUAUUACUUCCUCUGGGAAUAAGUGAAUCCAGUGAAAAUGGCUCGGAUACUGAAAGUGAGACUGAUUGUGAGAGUAGUUCUGCAAUAACUGAUUCAACAUGUCUACCCAACAACCGGAAGGAUAAUAGCGACGAAGAAAUUACACCAGUUAGACAGUCGAUGUUAGAAGAUUUAAAGGAAAAUGAAUUUGGGUACAACAGCGAUAGUUCUUCAGAAAUUACGUCAGAAUCAGAAUCCAGCGAAGCCGAAAUUUGGGCAUUGGGUGUUACUAGUGCUUUGGAUGAGAGAGGUAAAAUAUUAAUCAGAAAACGAAGAGCAGCUAUACGACGCAAAACCGCACGAACAAUCAAGAAAAGAUUAGCUGAAAAGCGUCUUUUGGGUAGAAGAAGAAGUAAAAAGGUUGGAACACUUAUUUCUCAAUGUCCUAAUAUCGGAAAAGAUAUAGAGGAUUUUGUAAAAGAAAGUGGGGCUGGAGCAGACGCAUGGCGAAGAACAGGCGCAUUAAAAUUUGACGGAAACCGUAGAGUAAAAAAGAAAGCAACAUUUAAACGUAUACAAGAACAUUUGCAAGAGAAAUACAAUGGAAAAAUAUGGUAUGGCACUGUUAUACAGUUAUGUAUAGCACGUAAUAAAAGAUGCAAGUCUGCUGUUCGCUAUAGAGGGGUUGCCAAUGUCUUAAGUAAACGAGCAAGAAAGCGCUUUAAUAUACGUUAUAACCCAGACACACAUUGGAGUGCUGCCUUUUACCGAGGACUGGAGGAGAUUCAGUACAAAGACGGAAAGAAUAUUAUUAACAUAGGAAGGGAUGAUCAAGCAGGAUUCCGGUUGGACACGAUGGCCACACACAAACAACAUCCGACUCUUUGUGUUAAAGGUAUGGAAACUACUACAACAAGGAAUGAUUACGUAAAUAAAUACCCCUCUAAUUUACAAACAACAUCGUAUAACUUCCCAUCCACUACUACAACUUGGGAGGUUUGUGCCGGAGUGGUUAAAGCACCAGGUGUUCAUGCAAAAAAACGCAGCACAACAUUACGCAGAUCUUCAGAUGCUAGAAGAGAACGAAGAAACACGCGAAGUAUCUUGGAACAGUGAAACCCAAGAACGAAAAGAAAUUGAAUGUGCUCGAGUUGACGGAAGUUUUGACGAGGGUCCGUCCCAUUGCGAGGUUCAAUAUUGGUGAACGGUUCGUCACCUUGUAACCAGUUGCCAAAUGACGUUAGUAACGUCUAGAAACAGUGGUGCGAGCUAUAGGAACCGCGUAGAGCUGCAAAAUGGCAGUCUUGCCCUUGGUCAUGCUAACCUUUUUAUUCCUUCAACUCUUAAUGGCUCCUGUAUUAGUGGUGGAAACAUUGACAACGAUUUGCUGCGUAAAAAUUUGGAUGCUGCUAUAGAUGUAUAUAUAUCAAGAGUUAAUAAAACUCCCUGUUUUGGAACAGUUAUUAAUCUAUACAAGGGAGCAGACAGUAAAGCAUACCAGGAGGAAAAUGAGUUUUUUAAAAUUUUCUUGAAAGGAAAGAAAGAAGAAAGGGAAAAGCAAAAGAAAGAUCAUCCUGAGAAAUAUGCUCGUGCUCAAGCGAUUUGGAAUCUACGAAAAAGACAUAUGAGAACAGAUGUUCCAUUAAAGUAUAUUUUUUGCCUGAGCUGUUGCUACCAACCUGACUGUGAACAUUCUUUGUGUCGUAAAGGUAAGCCUAGUGAAGAACCCACAUGGUAUGUUGGUGGCCCACCCUUGUCUUUCCUACCUGUGCCUUGUCCUGAUCCUGAACGUUGCUAUGGCAGUGAACAAUGCAGUGAAUGUAAUGGUGCUUGCUACGGCCAUUACCUAAAGUUAGAUGAACUUUGGAAGUAUACUUCCGAAGUAAGUGAUGUGAAAUGUUGCCUGCCAUCAGAAGUUAUUUUAGCAGAAUAUGACAAACAUCGAAAAGAAGCCAUUUCCAUGCACGGGAUACUUGAUGAUAAUUGUGUACAAGAUCUUGCUAAACAAACUUUGCUCUCUCCUGAAGAAGUAACUAUGUGGCUCAGUCAUUUGAACACAAUUGCAGAAAAUAGAAAGAAAGGUGCAGAGAAAGCAGCCGAAACACGUAGAGCAAGAAAGGAAGCAUCAAAGAAACUGAUAGAUUUACCGAAUGGAGAUGACUCCGAGGUGUGCGAUGUUUGUAAGUUAGAAGACCCGGCUGAGGGGGGUGAAGAAAUAGUUCCUUGGGUUUGUUGCGAGGGUUGUUCACAGUGGAGCCACAUUGUGUGUGUUGGUAUUGAGACUGAACUUGAAAUUCCAAAUCAUUGGCAGUGUUUUAAAUGUUCUGAGAAGUGGGAAUAGAUUAGAUGAACUCAGAAUAAGAUUUUUAUUAAACAUGUCACUUUGUGUGUGUUGGUAUUGAGACUGAACUUGAAAUUCCAAACCAUUAACAGUGUUUUAAAUGUUAUGAGAACUCAUACGAUAAGAUUUAUAUUAAACCUGCAUUUUGAACUGUUAAUUAUGACUUAAGUUCCGUUCACACCGGACGCAAUGCGGCAACGCGAUGGGGCAACGCGACACGAUUGUUAAGAUUCUAUAAAAAGUAAAUACUGUAGCAACGUCUAUCAAAGGAAACUUUAAGACCUCGUUUACACUAUGUCGGAUUCGCAUGUCACGACAUGCAUCUUAUUUAUCAGUCGAUCAAGGCAAUAUACCUCAAGAUUCUAUAUGGUGUUAAAGCGAUGAACUAAACUAAACUGUCAAGCAGUGAAUCUUUGCAGUCAGGUUUUUGUCUCCAAACGACAAACGACGAUCUCGUGACGAGUGCAAACGGGCCCAACAAACUCAAAUUGUUACAGCGCUUAUGAAUAUUUGAAAAACUUAAACCAGGAUCAAAGAUAUUUGUUUAUGAAAAUUAGAAAAUAGCGUAGCAUUGUAGCAUCGCCUCCAGUGUGAACGGACCGUUAAUAUGUUCAUGUCAAUUCAUAUUAUUAAAAAUCAUUUUUCUUUGUUUUGCUUGAUGUUUAUUAGUAAAUUGGUGUUUUUAAAAAGCUUAAAAUAUGUGGCUCUUCUCCCGUGGGUGGGGAAAGUUACCUUUAUUUGACCGGAAUUUUCAUCCCCCCCUGCGGGCAUUUGAUUAGUUUUCUCAUAUUUUUGUCAAUUCCCCUCCCUAGUCCCGGCCUCCCCCCCCCCACAGGAUUUACAUUGAUAGGUGCAUAAUUCUCAGUUUGGUUUUCGAAAAUUUCACUCUACAGCUACAGCAUUACUCGACUGUACUAAUGACUGGUUUAUGAACUUAGACAGAAAAAUGUUUAACUUUGUAGUCUUAAUUGACCUGAAAAAAGCAUUUGAUACUGUUGAUCAUCAAAUUCUGUUAAGAAAGUUGGAACUUCAUGGAAUAAAAGGAAAAGCUUUGACCUUUCUUAGAUCUUACCUCACAAAUCGAAAACAGAAAUGCCAAAUAAAAGGAUCCAUUUCAUCAGAAAAAUCGAUCAAAUGUGGUGUACCACAAGGCUCUAUUCUUGGGCCACUAUUCUUUCUAAUAUAUAUUAAUGAUUUGCCUCAAUGUCUAAAUAAUACAAAACCUCGGUUGUUUGCUGAUGACACAAAUCUAACCGCUACAGGAGAUUCUAUACCUCACCUUGAGACUGCAGUGAACUCUGAUUUGGAAAACCUUAGAAAAUGGUUAAUUGCCAAUAAACUUAGCCUAAAUGUAGCUAAGACCGAAUUUAUGUUAAUUGGUUCGAAGCCAAUGAUCAAAAGUGUUUCAAAUUCACAACCUAAUAUUGAAAUUGAAAACAAACCAAUUAAACAAGUUUACAAAUGUAAAACUCUUGGAGUGACAGUUGACCAGCAUUUGUCUUGGAAAAGUAAUACUGACAAUAUUUGUAAGAAAAUAACAGCAGGAAUAUCGGCUCUUCGGCGUUUAAAAGAGUUUACUGAUAGACAAACUCUUAUUUCUGUAUAUAAUGCAAUUGUUCGGCCAUACUUCGAUUAUUGUUGUGAAGUAUGGGAUGUGUUUGGGGAAACACAAUCAAAGCGACUCCAAAAACUCCAAAAUAGAGCUGCUCGAAUUAUCAUGAAUAUGAGCAAUGACACAGAACAUUCUGUUGCUUUACAAGCAUUGAGCUGGGUGCCACUCAAAACGGAAAGACAAAAAGCUAAAGCAAAAUUAAUGUACAAAAUAUUAAAUAAAAUGGGUCCGGAGUCACUCACUAAUCUUUUCACAUAUAAAGGUGAGAUGACAAACUACAAUCUUCGGGAUAUUUUGAGUAGUCUUUGCUUACCUAAACCGCGUACAAAUAGCAUGAAAAAGAGUUUCAUGUAUGACGGAGCCUACCUUUGGAAUUCUAUUCCGAAGGAAAUUAGAGAAAGCAAAUCCUUUGCCUCUUUUAGGAAUAAAAUCGCUACUCACAUUAAUAGUAAUUGUAAAUAGAUGUUCCCGCAGACUAACUUACUAAGUACCGGUACUAUACUUUACCUAUUUAAUAUUAUUUCUAAUAUUUUGUAAAUAAUUAUUCUAAAUUUUAUACUUCUGUAAUUUCUUCUAUACACACCCCCUGUGGAAAUCAGCUUUGGUUGACAGGGUUAGCGUGGUUAAAUAAAGUUUUCUAUCUAUCUAUCUAUAGCAGAUACUUUGUCUCCAGCAGCUUUAACCAAUCCCACAGCAAUGGGGACAAGUGAAGAAGAAGUGUUUCGCAUGGAAUUAUCAUCGAUGGACCUUAAACCACCUAACUUGUCUAAUGUCACCUUGGAGCGACUAAAAGAAGAAGUAUCAAGCGACGCAACAUUGAAAUCACUUUAUGAAACAGUACUAAUAGGAUGGCCGUUAGAUAGAGCAUUGCUACCUGCAGACCUUCGGCCAUAUUGGUCUUUCAGAGAUGAGAUUUCUAUUGACAAUGGUGUACUAUUGAAGUCUCAUCAAGUAAUCAUCCUGCCAUCAAUGAGACAAGAGAUGUUAAACAAGAUUCACAAAGCUCAUCAAGGUGCAGACAGCAGUAUAAGGAGAGCCCGAGAAACACUAUUCUGGCCAGGUAUGUCAGCGGCAAUACGCCAAACCUGCUCGUCAUGUGGUCUGUAUGCACAGUAUAAAUCAGAAUGA
Messenger RNA from Paramuricea clavata, 9898 nucleotides. NCBI's taxonomy places the organism in Eukaryota, Metazoa, Cnidaria, Anthozoa, Malacalcyonacea, Plexauridae. The record is from the annotation of a GenBank genome assembly.